AUGAUGGCCAGAGUUCUGAAUUCCCACUGUUUGCAUACCUCUGGUCAUCCGCGCCAAAGCCUCCAUCACCUCUCUCCCUAUCUUUGUUUUCGUCCCCUACAGUCAGGUCCCCUGCGUGACCGUCUCGUUGCGGGUACCGCCCUCACAGACAUUGAACCGAUGGCUAUGGAUACCAACGUCACCUUUGAGGACGUUGGUGGCCUUCAGGCACAGAUACGUUCGCUGCAGGAAAGUGUGCUGCUGCCCUUGGUCUACCCAGAGGUCUUUGAAGGCUUCGGCAUCGAACCGCCCCGGGGUGUUCUUUUCUACGGUCCUCCAGGUAACGCUUAA
Dibothriocephalus latus is the source of this 330-nucleotide messenger RNA. The record is from the annotation of a GenBank genome assembly. NCBI's taxonomy places the organism in Eukaryota, Metazoa, Platyhelminthes, Cestoda, Diphyllobothriidea, Diphyllobothriidae.